GUUGAUGGGAUACUGUGCCUGGCUGACAUUCUUACCGAUAACACCCAUUCCGAAGCUACUCAUGCAGAAGCAGCGGCAGUAAUUGCGCAGAUCACAUCUCCACAUCUCACGUUCACUCAGCAUCUCAGCAGCUUUCUGGAAAAUAUGGAAGAAAUUGUAACAGCACUUGUCAAGCUGUGCCAAGAAGCCUCAUCUGGUGAAGUUUUCCUGUUGGCUUCAGCAGCUCUUGCCAAUAUUACUUUCUUUGAUACCAUGUCUUGUGAGAUAUUGCUCCAGUUAAAUGCAAUGAAGAUUCUUCUAGCAGCAUGUUCGGACAAACACAUAGUGGAUACUCCAUAUUCCCGAGAUCAGGUGGUAACAAUAUUGGCAAACAUGUCUGUCUUGGACCAGUGUGCUUCAGAAAUCAUUCAAGGAAAUGGUGUUCAGCUUCUAAUGGAAAUGCUCUUUGAAAGAUCAUCUUCAGGAAAUUCAGCAGAAGUUGCUGCUUGUGAGCGAGUCCAACAGAAAUCUGCAGUUACUCUGGCACGACUCAGCCGAGAUCCUGAAGUGGCAGACGCAGCUGUAAAACUCAGCUGUAUUCCUCGCCUAAUUAAACUUUGCAGAUCACCAACUGAAAGAAACAACAGUGAUUCUGUUUUAGUGGCAUGUCUGGCAGCCUUACGAAGACUAGCAGUUAUGAGUCCUGAUGGACUUGAAGAUUCAGAUUUUCAGCAGCUAGUGAAGCCCAGACUUGUGGAUUCCUUUCUGCUAUGCACAAAUAUGGAAGAGAGCUUUGUAUAAAUGUGAGCCAAAAACCUUUGAGAAAUAAUCAAGAUGAUAGUUAUACAAUAAGAUACACAUACAUAGUUUUAUUUAGUUUGGGUCCUAUUGUUAUUUAUGACUUAUUUAUUUUUUAAAAUCAUGACCAUGUGGUUUGUAGGAGCAAAGAAGCAGAGUGAGCAAACUUGUUUCAGUGGUUUGCAAAGGUAAUUU
This is a messenger RNA of Tauraco erythrolophus (red-crested turaco), 972 nucleotides long. NCBI's taxonomy places the organism in Eukaryota, Metazoa, Chordata, Aves, Musophagiformes, Musophagidae. The record is from RefSeq and is a predicted model, not a curated record.